Molecule: messenger RNA, 609 nt
Organism: Vicia faba (fava bean)
Lineage: Eukaryota; Viridiplantae; Streptophyta; Magnoliopsida; Fabales; Fabaceae
Source: the annotation of a GenBank genome assembly
AUGCGACCUUGUUGCUUCCAUCUUCAUUACCUUCUUCAUGACCAAACCAGCUUUCAUCAACCUGCAACAAUCGCAUCUUCUUCUUAUAGCUUCACUCAUUUUCUUGUUCUUCAACACGUAUCAUCGAUACUCUCUCAUCUUCAACCAUUCAUUGCAACCUUCUCCUACUUUUGCAAACCUCCACCCAACUACCCUCCACAGUCUAACUCUCCUUGGCAACCACCGACCAACAUACCUCCAUCGUCACAUUCUCCGCCACAGCAGCCGCUAAACUUACCACCACAGCCACAAUUAUCAGUCCAAGAUCCUUCAACUACAAGAAAUAAGAAGAAUUCUGAUCAAGAUGCAGACUUGAAUAAUAUUGGUGACCUGAAGGCACAUGGCCUCCAGCAUGUAGGCAUUACUGGAAAUACAAGUUCAUCUGCUCAGCAACCUAAUCUGUGCGAUGACACUUUGGAGACCAAGAAGUUAAGUCACACAAGAUCAAAUUCUACAAAUGCUGAUGGACUUGCACAUUCGGAUGAAAAGCUUGGUGCUGCGAGUUAUUCUAGGAAGAAUCAAAAGGGGUUUACCUUUCAAAGGGUAUCAGACGAAUAUGAAGGAAGAUGA